This is a messenger RNA of Strongylus vulgaris, 582 nucleotides long. NCBI's taxonomy places the organism in Eukaryota, Metazoa, Nematoda, Chromadorea, Rhabditida, Strongylidae. The record is from the annotation of a GenBank genome assembly.
AUGGCUCUAAUUUCAGGUGGAAGGCAUUAUACUAUGCGACGAUCUAAUCCAUCUAAUUUAGGAUCGUGUUCGUCCAAGUCGCCAUACAAUCAUUCUGUGCGAAACCCCCUUUUCGUAGACUGUCGAAACCUAGUUGACGCCGAGUUGUUGCUUCUGUCCAAACAUUACCACCCGUCGGUGGCAAUUUUUGCGCAAGCUCUUCUCCAGGAUGGCUGCAUAAAUUAUAAAGGCGAUCCACUAGAAGACUUUACUUUGCUAAAGUUCCUAGAUCGAUUUGCAUUCAAAAAUCCAAAAGAGGGUCGAGCGAGCAAGACUGCUACUGAUCGAGUAUUACGUAAGAAACAGUUUGAUCCAUGGGGCGUUAAAAGACUUUCUGUUUCUUCUAAGGUGAGUUCAACGCUAAAGUUCAACAAUAAGUCGAUGGAAUAUAUUUCCAAGAAAGUGAGCGAAUUGCCAGCCGAUGAGCAUUAUCUCCAUCGUUUUGCUACACUCAGGUUCAAAGAACAAAGUGAGAUUGAAAAGAAGAAUGAAGAUGAUUGGGAUAUUGAAAGUGUCGACUCUGCUGAGUUCGAUGCAAUCAUC